Messenger RNA from Mesocricetus auratus (golden hamster), 2041 nucleotides. Its product is annotated as steroid 21-hydroxylase. The transcript is spliced from 10 exons. The coding region runs from base 20 to 1510 and encodes 496 amino acids. Gene Ontology annotation, molecular function: heme binding; iron ion binding; steroid 17-alpha-monooxygenase activity. The record is from RefSeq and is a predicted model, not a curated record. Lineage: Eukaryota; Metazoa; Chordata; Mammalia; Rodentia; Cricetidae. Gene Ontology annotation, biological process: hormone biosynthetic process; progesterone metabolic process.
CGUACAAGUGUCCCCCGCCAUGGUGCUACCUGGGCUGUGGCUGCUCCUGCUGCUCCUGCUGCUCCUGCUGCUGGUGGCUGGCGCCCGCUGGCUGCGGGGCCGCCGGAAAGUCUCGAACCUCCGCCUCCCGCCUCUGGCCCCGGGGUUCCUGCACUUUCUGCAGCCUAACCUCCCCAUCCACCUUCUUGGCCUCUCUCGGAAACUCGGGCCCAUCUACAGGAUCCGCAUGGGGCUGCAAGAUGUGGUGGUGCUGAAUUCCAACAGCGCCAUUAAGGAGGCCCUGAUCAAAAAAUGGGCGGACUUUGCUGGCCGACCUCCGAUACCGUAUGAAAAGCUGGAGUUGGACCUGUCACUAGGGGACUACUCCUCCACGUGGAGGACCCACAAGAAACUCUCUCGUUCAGCUCUGAUGCUGGGCAUGCGAGGCUCCAUGGAGCCCCUGGUGGAGCAGCUGACCCAGGAAUUCUGCGAGCACAUGAGGGCCCAGGCCGGCACCCCCGUGGACAUCCACAAGGAAUUCUCUCUUCUCACCUGCGGUAUCAUCUGCUGCCUCACCUUCGGAGACAAGGAUGUCACCUUGGUCCACACCGUCCACAGCUGCGUCCAGGACUUGAUGCAAGCCUGGAGCCACUGGUCCGUCCAAAUCUUGGAUAUAAUGCCCUUUCUCAGGUUCCUCCCCAAUCCUGGCCUCUGGAAGCUGAAGCGGUUCCAAGAGCAUAGGGACCACAUUGUAAGGCAGCAACUGAAGCUGCACAAGGACAGCCUGGUGGCAGGCCAGUGGAACGACAUGAUCGACUACAUGCUUCAGGGGAUGGAGCAGCUAAGGGAGGACAAGGGUGAGGGACAGCUUCACGAAGGGCACGUGCACAUGUCUGUGGUGGACCUUUUCAUCGGUGGCACCGAGACCACAGCCACCACGCUCUCCUGGGCCGUGGCGUUCCUGCUUCAUCACCCCGAGAUCCAGAAGCGACUGCAGGAAGAAUUAGACCUCAAGCUGGGCCCCAGUGACUCCGGCUCCCAGAUCCUGUACAAGAACCGCGCGCAGCUGCCUCUGCUCACCGCCACUAUCGCCGAGGUGCUGCGGCUGCGGCCGGCGGUGCCCCUGGCAUUGCCCCAUCGCACCACCAGAGCUAGCAGCAUCUCUGGCUACGACGUCCCCAAGGACACGAUCAUCAUACCCAACAUCCAAGGUGCCAACCUGGAUGAGACCGUCUGGGAGCUGCCCAGCCAGUUCUGGCCUGAUCGCUUCCUGGAGCCCGGCAGGAGCCCCAGGAGCCUGUCCUUUGGCUGUGGGGCACGCGUGUGCCUGGGAGAGCCUCUGGCGCAGCUGGAGCUCUUUGUGAUACUGGCGCGCCUGCUGCAGGCCUUCACGCUGCUGCCACCAGCGGAUGGCGCCCUGCCCUCCCUGAAGCCCCAGAGUUACGCCGGCGUCAACCUCUUGAUUCACCCCUUCCGGGUGCGGCUGCAGCCCAGGAGGCCGGCGCCCCGAGACCAGGGCCAGAGCCCUUGACGGGACAGGACCAGUGCCAGCCUUGUGCCUCAGUUUCUCCUUUAUUGCUCCGUCGCGAACCCCUCCCCUCCCUCCCCCCCCUGUAAACAUGGUGCUGUGAGGUCGCGGUAGAGAAGGCUUCCUCGGCGAGCCAGGCAGUAGAGGCACACUGGCUCUUCUCCGGGCUCGACCCCUCAGUGCUCGGCAAGUGUGAGCGAAUUGGGCGGCAGGCGGGGCUCAGCUGCCCCCGGUGGGGGCCUGGAAGUUUCUGGGUCUCAGCUUCAUUUCCGUGAAGGGCACCGAGAACUCGAAGCCCUUCCAGUGGUACCAGCUCACUCCCUGAGGAGAGACGGUUGUCGAGGGAGGAGAGUCAAAGCCAGCAGCACAUCGGUUGCGGGCCCCUCACUCACCCCCACCCUGCUCCUGCGAGGGAACCCCCCGGGGACCCCCCCACCUCCCUCUCGCUCCCUGCCUGACCCUCUGAUGCAGAGGACUGAGGCUCCAUCCCGAGCUGGUGCCUUGCGCCCGCUAAAUAAACAGUCUCCAGGCUUC